Penaeus monodon (black tiger shrimp) is the source of this 931-nucleotide messenger RNA. RefSeq names its product KH domain-containing, RNA-binding, signal transduction-associated protein 2-like. The record is from RefSeq and is a predicted model, not a curated record. Lineage: Eukaryota; Metazoa; Arthropoda; Malacostraca; Decapoda; Penaeidae. Gene Ontology annotation, cellular component: nucleus. Gene Ontology annotation, biological process: regulation of alternative mRNA splicing, via spliceosome. Gene Ontology annotation, molecular function: mRNA binding.
UCCUUUUUUUAGAUACAAACAUACGCGCAGUCAAAGGCAUCUGGAACGACUUGUUACAGUUGAUGAUUUUACUGGACUCAUUAGCGAGGGAAUGAGACUUGUUUCAAAGAACGUUUUAGAUGGUCUUCAGAUGUGCGAAUUCUCGAAGAUAUCCCAUAAAAAGGCGUCGUCUGUAAUAGAAUGGUUUUGCUUUUGUAUUCAUGCGCUUGAUGAUUCCAUGUGACUGGUUGAGAAAACACCGCAGAGACAAGAAUAGGUAAAUAGCAUACACAACAAAAACACAAACUCGAAUUUCCGGGGGAGAAACUAUACAAAGCUCGUAAAAUCCUCGGGAAGAAAGGAUUCCAAACCUUCUCCUAAAAGAAUCAGAGACUCUUUUAUAGUGACGCUCUGGAAAGGGGGAAGAAUCUGCCAAGUGGUGUUGGAACAUCGUCUUUCGCCAAGACUCCUGAAUGACGUUCGAAAGGACUUUCUUGAUGGGUUCUCUAAAAUAAUCAAAAUAUUUCACAUUUCUUCAUUUCAUAUCACGCAUCCACACGCGCAAACCUCACGUGGUGCCAGAACCGAACCCCCACAAAAGAGAAAGACCAAAAAUCACAAGAAACACUAUAAAAAAAAAGUAAAUAAAUCUCCCAAGACGCAAACCAAGAUGUUGCUCUGAGCAUCCGCAGCGAGAGGCCGCGCGGGGAGAGUGUGCCUGUAGUAGUUAGCUUUAGGAGUGAACCUGUGGAGGAGAAUGAACCAUAACGGCUGUGUCUUGUUGAACGGUCAUUCCGAGGGACACAGCGCGACAUCUAGUUCUACUACGAAAGCCUCAAACAACGAUAACUCAUCGUCUUCAUCGUCCUCAUGGGGAAACUCACACAGCCAGAGAGCAACAGCAUCGUUAACAACAACAACCUCACAGUCAACGGGCAGAAAGCCACACAAG